ACAAAUUGCCCGGUUGGUGUUUAUUGUUUUACAGAUAUUGUACGAUCUACACUUGAACUUGAAAUCUUUCUUUCGUGUUCCUGUAACAAUUCGCAGUCACUCAUCAGCUAAUUACACGUGUUUGAAGUUUAGACUUAAGUGUUCUCUUAAGUUUUUAGUCCGCGCACCAAAGUAGCCAGUAGGGCACCAAGUACGUACUGAAAAAUCGGAAGUGGUUUCCAAAAAAAUGGAGUUCGAUAUGGAGGAGAUAAGUGCGAAACCAAAUCAAGUAAUACAGUUUCUAGAGAAUAGAGAUUCCAAUGACAACAAUAUAAUAGUGGUCAAUGUUGAGAAAACAUCAACAUCUCAUGAAAAUAACAAUUUAAACGAUAAUGCACCUUCAAAAAUCAUGACAAUUACUAAAAAUAAUUAUGAAGUUGACAAUAGUAUAACCAGUGAAUUAAAUGCAGUAACUAAUACGAGCGAAAUUGAUAUCGAUAAUGUAUCUAGAAAAGAAUCUACUAAUGUUGUUAUUAAAGAACAGUUAAGAAAAGAUGAAAUCAUUGUUGAAAAAUCUGAAAAUACUGAAAACAUGAGCGAAACUGAAAAAAAUAUUAAUAAUAUGUCUGAAAAUAAUACUCAAACUCAAGAUCAAGUUAAAAAAUAUCAAACAAAUACCAGAUAUUUUCAUUCAAAGGAUAAUUAUUCAAAUGACAAUACUUAUGAGACAUCAAGUAGUCUUAAAGCUUCUAAAUACCGGGGCCAAUGUGGAAGGACAUCUAAUGUUACAAAGAAUUUUAACUUUCGUCUAAAUCAAAACAAAUAUUAUCGUCCAACAUAUAAUCGAGGAAACAUGAAUAAUCAAUCUCGGCAAUCUUUACAUCCUUAUGGAAAUUCCAACUCAAGAAUUUCAUCACAAUUUGAUUGUCCUAAUAGCUUAACCUCAAGAAUUGUCUCACCUCCUCCAUGUUCUGAUGAUUUUAUACCAUUAAUAACAAGUCAUAGUUUCCAUAGUGCUUGUCAUCGUUAUAGACAUGCAAGGAAUUAUCAAAAUAAUGUUUUUUCAUUAAAUAGUCAACAUCCACGUUUUCAGUACUUCAAAAAUACAUCCAAAGGCCAUUUUUUCUCAUUUUCCAAGCCAUCAACUUUAAAUAGUAAACCAAUUUCACAAGCACCAUCAUUUGAGUCAAAUGAAAAAUACUCACCGCCAAAAACGAGUUCAAAUAGUGAUACACAAAAUAAUGUGAAUAAAUCUCGUGAAAAAAAGGAAGUACUAGAAAAAACGCUAGUAAAAGAACAUGGACCCGCUUCUAAAAUUCGAAAAGUGUUGGAUAAAAAAUUAUCUGAUAAUGAAAUUAAAAAAGAAGAUAAUGAACUAAUGGUAACUAGUGAUGUUGAUAAUGAAGAAGAUGUCAUAGAUGAUUUGACUUCAAAAAAUCUGGAAUCUGAUACUUUAAGGGAUUGCUCAGUUACAUUUAAUAUACUUAAACCAAUGAAAACUAGUGAAAUAAAUAAACUAUUAGAAAAAUAUGGCAUAAUAAAGGAAUUUAAGUGGACAGAUAACAGUUUUCAAAUAGCAUGUGUUACUUAUUUAAACAGAAAAAUAGCAUUACAAGUGUAUCAAAAGUUUCAAAAAAAUGAAUCUCCAGAAUGAAUAUUUUGUUUUUGAAACUAGAUACAUGCAGUAGUCUUGUGUGCCAGUAUUGUCUUCAUAUUUCUAAAUUUAUUUUUGUUGUACCAAUUAUAUUGGCUGUAUAAUUUUUAUAAAAUUAAGUAAAUAGUAUUAAGCAAAGGUUAAGUUAAAAGCAGUAUUAGUAAAGUUUAAGUAUUUAUGUUAUUUCUUUUUGUUUAUUUAUGAAUUGUUUAAUUACCAAUCAAUUUACAGUGAAAUAUUUGUUUUAUGUUUGUAUAACUAUUAAUGAUAACUAUAUUGUAUACAUUCAGCUAUUUAACAACGAAGAUUUUUUCUAUUUAUAAAAACAUUUUCUGCAG
This is a messenger RNA of Adelges cooleyi (spruce gall adelgid), 1971 nucleotides long. RefSeq lists its product as uncharacterized. Lineage: Eukaryota; Metazoa; Arthropoda; Insecta; Hemiptera; Adelgidae. The record is from RefSeq and is a predicted model, not a curated record. The coding region runs from base 227 to 1633 and encodes 468 amino acids. The transcript has 11 exons.